AGAGAGAGAGGGAGAGACAGAAGGGCUGGAGCAGACGUCUCACUGGGUCUCGGCUUGACAAAGAUGCGUAUCAUCUGCUGCAGCUCGGGACUAAGAUAUAAUAGUCACACUGCAACGACAACAGGAGGAUAACCAAGCCGACGCAUUGCGAGACGAGGCGAGGCGAGGCGAGGCGGUGCACUGCAGGCUGCUCGGGAAUGUCGUCCACCAAUGUGAAUCCCUGAGGCAAAGAUGAAGCGCAAGAGCGAGAGGAGACGAGCAGAGUCGAAGAAAAAGCGCUGUGCGGCUCACAACACAGAGGCGGAGCCAAACUCUGAUGUUUACAUUGAGAUAACAGAUCAACUCUGCUUCGCCAUACUUCAACAGAAGAUCAAAAGCACAGCCGAGCGACACUGUUUCUGCAUAGAUGAAGAGUUGGCCUAUGAGAACUUCUAUGCGGACUUUGGUCCCCUUAACCUGGCCAUGUUUUAUCGCUUCUGUUGCAAGCUGACAAAGAAGCUCAAGUCAAUUACACUGUCAAGGAAGAAGAUCAUAUUUUACACAUGUGGAGACCAGAGAAAACAGGCCAAUGCUGCGUAUCUCAUCGGCUCAUAUGCUGUGAUGCAUCUAAAGAUGAUGCCAGAGGAAGCCUAUAGUCUGCUGGUGUCCAGGAAUUCAAUGUACAUCCCAUUCAGAGAUGCUUCGUUUGGAACCUGCCUGUACAACCUGAACAUCUUAGAUUGCCUCCGUGCUGUUUAUAAGGCUCUGCAGUAUGGCUGGCUGGACUUCUCCAACUUUGAUGUGGAAGAAUAUGAGCACUAUGAGAGAGCAGAGAAUGGAGACUUAAACUGGAUCAUUCCGGGAAAGUUCCUCGCAUUCAGUGGACCUCAUCCAAAAAGCAAAAUAGAGAAUGGUUAUCCUCUACAUGCUCCUGAGGCCUACAUUCCUUACUUCAGAAAACACAACGUCACCACUGUCAUCCGCCUCAACAAGAAGAUGUAUGACGCCAGGCGUUUCACAGACUCCGGCUUUGAACACCACGAUCUGUUCUUUGUGGACGGGAGUACGCCGAACGACUCCAUCGUCAGAAAGUUCCUCAACAUCUGUGAGAAUGCGGAGGGAGCAAUAGCCGUCCACUGCAAAGCUGGUCUGGGGAGGACCGGCACUCUGAUUGGCUGCUACAUGAUGAAACAUUACCGCCUGACCGCUGCCGAGGCCAUAGCCUGGAUACGAAUCUGCCGACCGGGAUCUGUCAUUGGGCCGCAGCAGAACUUUGUUGAAGAGAAGCAGAACUUUUUAUGGGCUGAGGGCGACGUUUUCCGAGAGAAGCUAAAUGAACAGGAGAACGGCAAGAUGGCCGUGACCAGGAUCCUGUCAGGGGUGGAUGACAUCACCAUCAAUGGGAACAACAAAAACAGAGCAUCCAACAAAGAAGAAAUGGAACUGUAUAAUGAUGAUGAGGAAAGAAACGGCCUCACGCAAGGUGAUAAACUCCGAGCCCUGAAGAGCAAGAGGCAGUCCAGGUCAUCUACAGGCUCACUAUCACAGGAGGAGAACAAGAUUCACACGAGGUCGUCGUCACAGUCCUUAAGCAGGGCCAUCUUGCAGGUCAGUGCUCAGGCCUGUAAGACCAGCGUCAACCCCUUGACUGUGUCUGACCACACCGAUGGCAGCAAGAGAACCAGAACCUCACUCCCGGCCAACAUAGUAGGAGGAAGCUCCCUGUGCCACACCAGAUUGGUCAGGUCACUGGGAAACUUGCAUGUAGUGACUGGCGACAGGGACCCAAUGUGUUGUGAGCCAUGUGGCAGCCAUAGAGACGCGGCCAGUGCCACAGCCAACACAGGCACUUUCAUCAACUUAAACUUGGCACAAGUUCACCUGCAGACGCACUGCCUCCCAAGGACGUAAAACUCGCAGGUCCUUGCAAUCAGUUCGAUUUUCCAGGCUAUGUCACUCCAUACCCAAAGCUAGAGCUCCUCUACUUCGAUGAGGCUGGAAAUCCCGAGGAAAUAUACAUGAAAUCCAUUUUUAUAAACAGCUGUACUACGUAAAAUGUACUUUUCUUUUUGAGAAAUUGAUAAGAAACUGUAACCAAGAUAUCACGUGUCAUUAAUCAACAAGAUUGUUUGAUUCCAAGUUAUUUUAGCCUCGAGGCACUUUGGUUUUUAUAUUUUUAACAGGCUCAUGAAAUUUGCUAACUUUUUUUAAUCAUUGUCAUGUUCUUACUUAUGGAAGCAUGUGGUAGCAAACAGCAAUUUUAGACCACACCUAUCAAACCAGCAUGUGAAUCCUUGAUUUUCCCCUAAAAUAAACACUGCAGAUUUUCUGCUUUCAGUUGGGGGAAAUCAGAUUUGGACUGGUAGAUUAACCUGCGGUCUGGUUCAUGGGGAAAAAAGAAAAUGUUUUUGAAAUACAGUACUGCGUACCCUUGUACUGCCUUUCACCAUCUGCCUCGUCUUAGUCCUGUCAUUAAUCUGAAGCUUUUUAGCUCCUAUAUUUCAAGCCUGUAAAUAUGUGAACAUUUGAUAUAACCAGUUUGUAUUUUGUAAAUAUUUUUGUACUACGUUUGAAUCAUGACAUGUCAAUGGUCCUUAAGGGGCCCUAUCAAAUUCAUAAUCCACAGACAUUAGCUUGACGCACACAGAAGGGACAUUUUAAAUAAAAUAAAAAUUGUUCUUGCGCUA
Messenger RNA from Solea senegalensis (Senegalese sole), 2666 nucleotides. It is a transcript of the gene cdc14b, whose product is annotated as cell division cycle 14B. The coding region runs from base 232 to 1890 and encodes 552 amino acids. Gene Ontology annotation, cellular component: spindle pole; mitotic spindle; centrosome. Gene Ontology annotation, molecular function: protein tyrosine/serine/threonine phosphatase activity; protein serine/threonine phosphatase activity. The transcript is spliced from 16 exons. Lineage: Eukaryota; Metazoa; Chordata; Actinopteri; Pleuronectiformes; Soleidae. The record is from RefSeq and is a predicted model, not a curated record. Gene Ontology annotation, biological process: protein dephosphorylation; cilium assembly; positive regulation of cytokinesis.